Eurytemora carolleeae is the source of this 1491-nucleotide messenger RNA. RefSeq names its product copper homeostasis protein cutC homolog. NCBI's taxonomy places the organism in Eukaryota, Metazoa, Arthropoda, Copepoda, Calanoida, Temoridae. The record is from RefSeq and is a predicted model, not a curated record. Gene Ontology annotation, molecular function: copper ion binding.
AGGAGGUUUUAAAGCACACAAAUGCUUUUGAGUUUCACGCUUCUGCUAGAGAAGAUUUGCACUCACAGAUGGAGUACAGAAACAACAAUUGUUCCAUGGGAUCAAACUCUAGUGAGUAUACGAGACAGAUCAGCACUAUUGAACGUGUGAGUAAGCUCUCCCUCAUUUUCAAGAACGUCAAAUUAUCCACCUUCUAGACUCAAGCUAUCCACCGUCUAGACUCAAGCUAUCCACUGUCUAGACUCGAGCUAUCCACCGUCUAGCUAGACUGAAGCUAUCCACCGCCUAGACUUAAGCUAUCCACCGUCUAGCUAGACUCAAGCUAUCCACUGUCUAGGCUCAAGCUAUUCACCCUAUAGACUCAAGCCAUCCACCGUAUAGACUCAAACUAUCCACCCUAUAGACUCAAUCUAUCCAACUUCAUGGUUUAGCUAUCCACCUUCUAGGCUCAAGGUGUCCACCGUCUAGACUCAAGCUGUCCACGGUCUAGACUCAAGCUAUCCACCCUAAAGACUCAAGCUAUCCUCCAUUUAGACCCAAGCUAUCUACCUUCUAGGUUCAAGUUUUCCACCUGCUAGACUCUAGCUAUCCCUCAUGUUAAAGAACGUUCAAAUAUACAUCUUUUAGGCUCGAGCUAUCUUCCUUAUAGACUCGAAAUAUCCACCUUUUAGACUCAGCUUUCCUCAUUCUAGACUCGAGUUUUCACUCAUACUCUAUAUCUUCAAGCAAUCUACAUUCUAGACUCGAGCUAUCUACCCUCUAUCUCUAGUUAUCUAGCUACCAUGUUCAGGGGUGGGGAUAACAGAAAUAUUUAAAAAUUUGAGGAAUUUUGUUGGUGGUUUUUUUUAAAGAAAUUCUAUGCUACUUUAAUAAUGUUGGGUUUCUAAUCUGGUUAAUUGUAGUAGUAUCAUUUCAUAUUUCAUGUUUUAAUAUAUUUAACUCUCGUCAUGUUAAAUAUUUUCUUGUACAUAAAAUUGUAUUCUAAUCUAUAAAGUCAAAAUGAAUUACCAUAUCCUGCAGCACAUUCUUUUUGAAAUAGCAAAAGCCCAUGAUUUUAAUUGAGUCUUAUUUUAAAAUCUGAAACUAAAUUUCUUUUGCAUGAUAAUUAUUUACUAUUUAUAAACAACUACUAUCAGACUUAUUUAAUUAUAUUUCCAGCGGAUCAAAGGGAUUGUAUGCGUAUUUACUGUCGUCUUCGAUUCACAAAAGCGGUCAUUAAAUCUAUAUCUGGAUAUUUCAUUUUUCUUCUCAAUGUCUCAUAUUUUAGUUUUUAGGUAGAAAAGCGAUGAUAUCUUACUCAUUUUUAAUAAACCUAAGGUUAUUCGGGUACCGUUGUGAAUCGGACAUGCCUUUCAAAGGGUUGCUUGUAAAUACGCCGAUAGUACCUUUAAUUUAAUACUUCGUAUCCUCUGUACCAUGCUAAAUUUGUCAUUUCUAUUAAAGAGAUAUUGUUUUUCUGGUUCUACAGCUUUGGCAUUAAAAGUGUGAUGU